Boleophthalmus pectinirostris (great blue-spotted mudskipper) is the source of this 1818-nucleotide messenger RNA. RefSeq names its product cationic amino acid transporter 2-like. The transcript is spliced from 11 exons. The record is from RefSeq and is a predicted model, not a curated record. NCBI's taxonomy places the organism in Eukaryota, Metazoa, Chordata, Actinopteri, Gobiiformes, Gobiidae. Gene Ontology annotation, molecular function: amino acid transmembrane transporter activity. Gene Ontology annotation, biological process: transmembrane transport; amino acid transport. Gene Ontology annotation, cellular component: plasma membrane.
AUGGGGUGUGAGCGUGUGGUCAAGUCCUUUCUCUUAAGCAUCUCCAGGAGAAAGCCCUUUGAAACUGAUGGAGAGGAGUCAACAUUUAACAGAUGCCUGACCACUUUGGAUUUGGUGGCUCUUGGAGUUGGAAGCACAUUGGGAGCUGGGGUCUACGUUCUGUCUGGUGAAGUGGCAAGGGACACCUCUGGACCGAGUAUCAUCAUUUGUUUUUUCAUUGCUGCCUUGGCAUCUAUAUUCGCUGGACUUUGCUAUGCGGAGUUUGGGUCCCGGGUACCCCUAACUGGUUCAGCCUACCUGUACAGCUAUGUGACUGUGGGAGAGCUGUUGGCUUUCAUUACAGGAUGGAAUCUGCUUCUUUCGUAUGUAAUAGGGACAUCUAGCGUGGCGUUGGCAUGGAGCGGGACAUUUGAUGACCUCAUUGGAGGGCACAUGUCCAAUUUUUUUGAAGAAAACGCAGCCAUGAACCUUCCUGGUUUGGCUCCUUAUCCCGAUAUCUUUGCCGCUGUUCUUAUUAUAUUGCUAUCAGGACUUCUGGCCUUUGGGGUGAAAGAGUCAACGACCAUCAAUAAGAUUUUUACAGCAAUCAACAUCCUAGUGCUGCUCUUUGUGUCGAUAUCUGGGUUUAUCAAAGGAGACAUUAAAAACUGGCAGAUCAGUAAAGACAUCCUGCUAAACUACACAACACAAAAGUAAUUAAAGAAAACCAACCUGUCCACCACAGCCUUCGGGGGUGGAGGGUUUUUCCCGUACGGCUUCACAGGGACUUUGGCUGGGGCAGCUACAUGUUUCUAUGCCUUUGUUGGUUUUGACUGUAUUGCUACAACAGGUGAGGAAGUGAAAAACCCUCAGAAGUCUGUCCCUGUGGGCAUUGUUGCCUCUCUGCUCAUCUGUUUCUUGGCUUACUUUGCUGUGUCCGCGGCUCUCACUCUAAUGAUGCCUUACUACAUGCUCGACCGCAAGAGUCCACUGCCUGUGGCCUUUGAGUACAUCGGCUGGGGUCCGGCCAGAUACGUUGUAGCAGUGGGAUCUCUGUGUGCUCUGUCCACCAGUCUCUUGGGGUCUAUGUUUCCAAUGCCACGCGUGUUGUUUGCCAUGGCCAGAGACGGUUUGCUCUUCCACCCACUCACCAAAGUCACAGCCAAAGGAAGUCCAGCUAUUGCAACUAUAGCAUCUGGAGUAGUAGCAGCUCUCAUGGCGCUUUUGUUUGACUUGAACGCUUUGGUAGAGAUGAUGUCCAUUGGCACACUGUUUGCUUACACACUGGUCGCUAUAUGCAUACUAAUACUGAGGUAUCAAGAGUCUCAAAACCAAGAAUCCAGACCUGAAUUCAAGUAUUCAUUCCUCAAACCGCCAUCAGCUCCAAAUUCAAAAACCUCUAAAGCAGUCACACUCUUGACCAUCAGUGCUGUGCUUUGUAUUACUGCACUCUGCAUCUUACUGACUCAAGCUCUUGAUGCCAUAUUGAGCACAGAACCGUGGAGUUUGGCAUUGGUCUGCAUCUUUGCCUUUAUCCUACUGUUGCUAAUAUUUUUCAUUUGGAGGCAUCCACAGAAUCCAACCAAAGCAACUUUUAUGGUGCCUCUUGUCCCUGCUCUCCCUUUGCUGAGUACAUUCAUCAAUGUUUACUUGAUGGUGCAAUUAGGUGCAGAUACGUGGUUAAGAUACGCUAUAUGGAUGUUAGUAGGAUUACUCAUCUAUUUUCUCUAUGGGAUGUGGUUCAGUGUCCAGAGAAGACGCAGCACACCUGGACACGUACAGAUAGAGACUGUUAGUGGAAUAACAGAGAAAGACAUUAUAAAAGAAGAGAGAUUCUAA